This is a messenger RNA of Dromiciops gliroides (monito del monte), 5601 nucleotides long. It is a transcript of the gene TP53INP1, whose product is annotated as tumor protein p53 inducible nuclear protein 1. Gene Ontology annotation, biological process: positive regulation of DNA-templated transcription; autophagosome assembly. The transcript has 4 exons. The record is from RefSeq and is a predicted model, not a curated record. NCBI's taxonomy places the organism in Eukaryota, Metazoa, Chordata, Mammalia, Microbiotheria, Microbiotheriidae. Bases 383 to 1081 code for a protein of 232 amino acids. Gene Ontology annotation, cellular component: nucleus; autophagosome.
CUGUUCCGAGCUCUCUACAACAACAAAAGGACCGGAGGCGGCGGCUCGGCAGCUACGGCCACAGUGGGAGCAGUGGCGGCGCUGGAAGUGAGGAGCAGGACUCGAAGCCCAACGCCGCUCGCUCCCCCCACCGUGCCCGCCAGGCCCUUCGCAGCUACCUCAGCCGCCCGGGGGCGUUCGGAACCGUGCCCCCUCCCCCCCAGCUCCUCCGUCCCGGGCUGCAGUUUCCCAGGCCAGCCUGAGGAUAAUGAUUCUUCGUACCUUAUUUAAAUAAGAAUUUAUGCACUUUAAUUUCCUGUCUGUGCCAUUGGGCUAAUUGAAGACAGUGUUUUGAAAUCGCAGCUCCAAAACCAGCCAAAGUCUCAUUCUUGCCUUAACAACAAUGUUCCAGAGGUUGAAUAGUAUGUUUCUGGGUGAAAUCAAGAACUCUUCUAGCAAAGAACCAGAAUUUAGUGAAAAAGAAGAUGAUGAAUGGAUUCUUGUUGACUUUAUAGACACUAAUUUUUCAACAGAAGUAGAAGAGGAAGAUGUGAGUGAAGAAUUGCCUACUGAUCAUCCUCCAGUUUUUUCCUGUUUACCAGCUUCCCUGGAAUGUUUAGCUGAUACUAGUGAAUCUUGCUUCGUCCAGUUUGAGGCCUGUCCAAUGGAGGAGAGUUGGUUUAUUACCCCUCCCCCAUGCUUUACUGCAGGUGGAUUAACCACUAUCAAGGUGGAAACCAGUCCUUUGGAAAACCUUCUAAUUGAACAUCCCAGCAUGUCUGUUUAUAAUUCCUCCAGAAAUCUUAAUGAGGGUAGCUGUGAGACUGAUGAAUUUCAUAAUCCAAGCAAUCCUAGAAUGGAAGUACCUAAUGAAGUGGGGCAACAUGUUCACUGCUAUGUUGCAGCUCUUGCUUCUCAUCCAACUUUCCUUGAACAAACCAAGAGCUUUCGUCCGACCCAGUGGAUAAAAGAACAUGGUGAAAGACAUCUGAACAGAAAUAACCUCCGACGCCAAAAUCUUACCAGGGAUUGCCAUUCUCGGCAAAUCAAGCACAAUGGGUGGGUUGUUCACCAGCCUUGCCAGCGUCAGUACAAUUACUGAGAAUUCCAAGUCUUAAAUCAUAUCAAUUUGUUGGUAUAUUGCUCUUGGUUUUAUGUGUGAGAGUGUGUGUGAGUGUGAUGUGCGCACAUACACUAAAAUAACAAAGGUGUGUAUUUGCAGCUUGACUGAUGAUCAAUCAUUUAAAUAGAAUUAUUUCUCUAGAUAAUUGUUUUAUAAAAAUUUACAUUCUGUGUAUCACACAAUGCCUUGCUCUUAAGAGUUAACUUUUUUCUAAACAUUUUCAGAAUGUUUUAGAAAUAUCAGCACGAUUGCAGUAUUUAGUAUUUUGGGAAUGUCUUUGACAUCACAAGUGAGUUAGUUGGCAUUUUAAAGAAAUUUCUUACUGAGUGAUGGAAUAGUAAGAUUUCAGCUGAAUUUCUUUUUCUUUUUUGUAUUACUUAAUCAAAAGUUUGAGUAAACAAAAUUUCUCAGGGUCAGUCAUACACUUUAAUGACCAGUACUUGAUAAUCUUUUCUGUAUAUAAUGAGUACAUUUUUUACACACUAACAAGCAUCAAAAGGCAAUGGUUGCCAUGGACAUAAUGGAAUCAUGGCUGAACUUUCUAUUGAAAGAGAACUUGAUUAUUUUACUAUUUCCUCAUCAGUCAUACAGUUAAUUUUGAUAUGUCAGGUACAUUUAGUUGGUAGAUAGGAGUUAGCUAUCUUUCUGAUUAUUAUAGUGAUGUGGUACACAUUACAGGUUAUUGUGGGACAGAAAUAACCUGUUUCAUUUAGUAAAAUUAAAAGCAGAUCUGUGGUUUAUACUUAGAAGUGUUCAUUUAUGUAAAGAUGCUCAUUUGUUCCAGUGUUUUGAUUACUUAGAGCUUUUUCUAUUGAUUAGUUGCAGAAUUAGAAAAAUAGCCAUUAUUAUUAUGUAGAAAUUAAUACAGCCUUUUCGCUUUUACACAGUGAGAAGUGCAAGUCUUUAUUUCCAACCUAGAACCAGGUUAUUAAAUCCUGCUUUUCCACCAUUAAGCCUGUGCUGAUAUGUGGUAUGCAUGGAUUGACCCCUGACAAGCACUGCUUCUAGACUAAGAUUGUCUUGAAUGAAGAUUAGAGGCUGGGGUUUUCUUGAUUUUUUCGGUUCUUGCUCUAUGGGCUAAUUUUUCUGUUUCAGGCAAAAUCUUGAACUAUUCUAUCCUCUUUUCCUCAAUAGGGGAAUAAAAAUACCUACCUCACAGGGGUGUUGUGAGGAUUACAAAUAAAUUUGAAGUGGAAUUAGGCGAUUUCUAGAACUGGACCUUCCAUGUAAUUUUAAGGGGCUGCUCUCUAUACUGAAUCAGUUGUUAUUUGGCCAUAUCUUUGCCAGGGCUUGGUGUAGGUAGUUAAAGAGAGCAUGGUGCUAAUGAAGCCAAGCUCUGGUUUAAUUUUUUCUCUCCAGCAUAAAUAAUUAGCUUCAUAAAAGGAAAAAAGAAACCCAACCAUGACAGACUUACCAUUAAUCUGUAACCAACCACUUUACUUUCUUAGUAUUUAGUGAGGGUUUUUACUGAGCUAUCCACACUACGAAUUCUCAGUUCCCUGUAUGACCAGGGACACAUAAUUAGAACUCAAAGUCCAUUUCUGCUAGCAAUAGAAGAAUAUCAUUAUUAUCAGAGUCCUUUUUACAAAUAUAGUCCAGCCCUGACUAAAUAGUAAAUGCAUGUUAAGAUGCUUUCAAAAAUAAAAGCAUUAUAAUCAUGCAGAGUAUUAUUUUAAAUGGCUCUGUGUGGACUUCAGAUGCCAGGAACUAUGGGAACCUCUGCUCCCCCUUUAUGUGUGAAAAGCAUGGGAUGAUUGUAAUUCAAAGAAGUUAAAUGGUUAGUGUGUUUAGAUGCUUAAAAGAGUUCUUCCAGUAGCACUAAAAAAAGUGUCAUUUUUCAAAACAGGGGAUUUAAGUCCACUUUUCAUGGCUUUCCCCAUUAUUUAUUUUUUUCCUGAUUAGGGGCCAAGUCCACAAAGCUCUGUCAAAUUGGGCUAGUAUUUUGUUAAACUGUUUACAUGGGAGGAGAAUGACUUAGAAACUGUUUGCUAAUAGGGCAGUUACAGUUGGAAAACUUGAAAAUAAGGCUAAAUGAUUUCUUUUGUAAAGCUUCUGAGUAUUGAGAAGAAAGGUUCUUUUACAUGGGUUACAUGAAGUACUGAUACCUUGAGCUAUAGAUGACAUUCAGUUGUGAAAAUCUGCUAUGGCCACAUGAACAGAUUUGUGUAUAAAAUUACUGUAUGCUUUCUCCUCUUUUUUUUUUUUUUUUUGGUGGGGCAAUGGGGGUUAAGUGACUUGCCCAGGGUCACACAGCUAGUAAGUGUCAAGUGUCUGAGGCUGGAUUUGAACUCAGGUACUCGACUCCAGGGCCAGUGCUCUAUCUACUGCGCCACCUAGCUGCCCUGCCCCCACCCCCCCUUCUCGAGGGCUUCUAAUUCAUUCACCUUUAUAUUAGCUACUGACCCUUUGUUUGCCUAUCAGUUUAAUUUUGUAGGCUUAAAAUUAUUUUUUAAAAAAACUGUUUGAAUUUUAUUGGGUGAUUGUUACCCAGAUGUAGUCUGUAUUAUAAGCAUGCUAUGAUAUUUAUGUUGGCAUCAAAAUUUCCCCUCCUAAAAUUGAAGUUCCUCAAGGUGCAGGGCCAGUAGCUGAGUUGGAAAUGUGAAUCUGAUAUAUUUUUUGAAACAUGGCCAAAGAGAUUAGAUUUUAAAGUUUAUUAAUAAAUGCUAGUGAUCUAAAAUCACUUAUUUAGCCUGUACUAUAUGAGAUUCAUAUAAGGAGAAAUGUGCCCCCUUUAAAGUUUCUUAAAAGGCUUUUUUCACUGUCUGCAGUUUGUAUUAAUAACAUUUAUAUAAAGACAUUACAUUGUGCUUCAAAUAGCCUUAUUACUGUGCUAUAAAUUGCAAAUUAACUAUCCAUGAUUUAUCUUCCAUAUGAAUGCAUUUAUAAUUUCAUUUUGUUUUAUUUGUUUGAUGUUUUCAAAGUUGGCUCAAAGUAGUUCAAUUAUAAAAUUUCCUGUUGUGGGGAAUUUUUGUUACUGUCCUUCACUCGAUUUAUAUUCAUGCCCUGGUUUAUGUUAAGCUUUGAUGUCAUCAAUUUGAUUCUGUCCCAGUCUUCUAGUGGGAGAACAGUAAAUUUGCCAUUAAAGCUUUUUGACAUUUACUUAUUUUAUGCUUUCAAAUUGGAAUCACACUUUUUUAAAAGUCCUUUUUAUUUUCUUAAAAGGAAAAGAGCCAGGAAAAGUAUAGCCCAAAGCCUGAUUUUCUUUUGAGUUGGAAAAGACAAAUCGAAGGAAGAUUAAAUCUGUCCACCUCAAAUUAGACCCCAUAAAUUGUUAGUGGGAUUGAAUAAUGAAGUGAAAAGAACUUUUCACUUAGGGAUUUUAUUUUUGCUGUAGACAGUUUGAGACUGCUCCUUGCACAGGGAGAUACUACUCUAUUGGGUAUUUUUUGUUUGUUUUGGUAAUGUUAUUGCAGUUUUUAAGGCCUGUUCUUAAUAAUUCUUGUAGAACUGGUCACCAGAAUUGAAGGUCUUUUGUUAGCAGUCAACUUAGGUAAGGUGAUUUCAUCCCUUUCCAUAUGUAUGUUUAAAAAUGUUAUUUAAAAUUUUAUAUUUAGAAAAUUUUUUUGUGAUGGUGAGCCUUGUCAUAUACCACAGUUUUUCUUAAAACUAUCCAAGUUUAAGCAGUUUGAAAACUCGGAAAGUUAUACACCUAGGAGGACAUCUCUCUUUUAAUGUCUUUAUUUUGGGAAAAGAAGUUACUUUCAGAAAAGGCAGCUUCAGUGUGAGAUACUAUAUAUGGUUGCAUAUCAUUGGGGUUUCUCUUAAUAUAUAUGUUGUGUUGUUUUGUUUUGGGUUUAAAUCUGAAUGUUUCGCUCCAUAUAACAAUGUUCUGUAUUUUGUCUGGAAUAUUAAGGGAUUUUUAUUUUCUAACUGGAUGGCUGUUUACAAACCAAGGCACUAGAAGGGGAGGUUGGGCUUUCAGGUUUGGUGUGUGUGUGUGAAGGGUCUCUGCUGAUGUUAUCUUUAUGUGUUUUAUUUAAAGUAAAAAGUGGCGUUGGUUUUGUUUUAGAAAUGUUGUGAACACAUUGAUUUUUUUUCCCCCCCAAGACAAUACAUUUUGUAACUAGGUUAAAUAGUAUUGUCAAAUAGACUAUGUGCCUUGUAAAUGUGUUUCUAUACACAAAAUCUGAACAACUUGAAAGACUCAAGGACAUUCAGUUAGAAGAAAUACUGUACAUCAAUCUAUGCAUAAAAGGCAGCUUAUUUCUUGAGCCACUCACUGUCUAGUUUCUGUUUUUGUAGAAAAUUUGAUAUUGAUUGGUUCACAGAUGAAUGGUUGGUUUUACAAAACAGACUGAAUAAUACAAUACAGCACUUUGCCAAAAACAAAAAAAAAAAACACAAAACAACAAAACAACAAAAAACAAGUGUAGCAUUGCUUAAACGUGUACUAAUACCAGUUUUUGUAUUGAGGGGGAGGGUUUCUAUGGUGUAUUUUGCACUUCUUGAAAGUGUAUGGUCUUUACCUGUCGGCAAAUAAAAUUUUGCUUCAAAAUUUA